AAAAAAUACUCGGGAGGCGGAGCGAGAAGCUGACGGGGGAAUUCUGGGAGUUGAAGUCCCAGAAGGCGGAAGGCAGCGCGCGAGAUCGGCGGAGAGGCGGGACUUAGGGUUGCUCCGCCCCCCUCUUAUUCGCCUGCGGGGAGGGGGGGAUCGCCGUGCGCGCUCUCGUGGCCGGAGAGGCGUCGGGGGCGCGCGCAGCAGCAGCAUCGGCUAUGGAGGCGGCGGCGGCGGCGGAGGUUUCCCCGGAGCGGCUGGCGGAGGCGGAGGCUCUGCUGGCGCAGCGGGUGUCGGAGCCGGUGCGGGCGCGCUGGCGCUGGGAGGUCAACCUGGGCCAGCCGAACCUGCAGCGGUUCCGGGCGCAGCUGAGCGAGGCGCGGCGAGGCAGGGACGCCCUGCUGGCCCGGGACGCGGCGCUCUCGGAGCCGGAGCAGCAGCGCCUGCAGGGCUUCCUCAGGCUGGAGAUCGCGCUGCUCCGGUGGUUCCAGGCGCGCGGAGAGCGCGAGGCGGCCCGGCGGGCGCGGCGGAGGAAGCCCGGCGGAGGAUCGGCGGCGGCGGCGGCGGCGAAGGAGGAGGCGGCGCCGAGCGAGGACAAAGAGCCGCCGCCGCCACCGGUCGAGCCAGCAGCCGCGGGUGCAGCGGCGGCCUCGGCGGAGAAGGUGUCGGCUCUGCGGGAGGCGCUGCUGGGCGUGGUGGCGGAGCUGGAGGCGGGCGAGGGCCGGGGGCGGCCGGUGCGCGCGGCGCGGGGGCUGGAGGCGGCCCUGGCGGCGUUCCUGGACGACCGGCUGUGGGAGAGCCUGCGGGAGCUGAGCCGGGCGGUGCGGAAGGAAGGGCGCGGCCGGGCCCGGCAGCUGCUGGCCCUGCGGGAGGCGCUGGAGGAGGAAGGCUGGGCGGAGAGCGCGGAGGCGCUGCGGAGGGAGCUGCAGGGGCUGCGGGCCGGCCUGCGGGAGGCGCCGCUGGAAGGGCUGCAGCCGGUGCUGGAAAAGGCCGAGGCGCUGCUGCGCAAGACGGACUGCUGGGAGGUGGCCUGCCUGGAGAAGGGCUUGUGGGCCGGGCCGCUGGAGGAGGCCGAAGACGCCCGGAGAGAAGCCGGAGCCUUCCGCCAGGCCCUCCGGCAGCUGCCCCUGGGGCAGGGGGAAGCCGUCCUGCGGAGAGCCGCCCGGGAGGCGCCCGUGAAGGAGGCCCACCUCCUGUGGGAGAAAGCGGCCGCCCUGGAGACGCAGGCGCUGGCCUUCUGGACGGACACGCUGAAGCGGGCAGAGGAGCUGCUGGCCCGUGUGGACGCCCUCAGGAGGGCCCUGCAGAACUCCUCCCUGAAGGAAGCCCUCUGGGAGAAGGUGGAGGAGCUGCGGGACGCCUUGCGGGAAACCACCAGGGAGAAGGUCGGCCGCCUGCCCUCGGACGCCUGGGGCAAGAGCCCCCGGGAGAUGUGCAGCCGUCUCCAUCGGCUCUGCCGGGAUUGGCUGCAGCCAGAGAAGAAGACCAAGGCGCAGGUGCUGGACCUGGUCAUCCUGGAGCAGCUGCUGGCCGUGCUCCCUGCCGAGACGGCCAGUUGGGUGCGGGAGUGCGGUGCGGAGACCAGCGCCCAGGCGGUGGCCCUGGCCGAGGGGUUCCUGCUGAGCCAGGCGGAGAAGAAGCAGCAGGAAGAGCUGCAGGCACGUCGGGUGCCGCAGCCCUUUGGGGAGGAGGCCGUCCCCAGGCACCCUAAACGGAGGAAAGACCCGUCAGAUGCCUCUCAAGAACUGCCUUUCAGGGGGAUUCCCCAAGAAGAUCCAAGCUGGGGCACCUCAGGAGGGUCCUCACCUUUUCCUGGUGGAACUGAAAGAGUGGCUGAGCCUCCAGUUCAGGGUCUUGUCUCUUUUGAGGAGGUGGCUGUGUGUUUCUCCAAGGAAGAGUGGGCUCGGCUGGAUCCCCCCCAAAAAGCCCUCCACGGGGAAGUCAUGAGGGAGAACCUGAGGAAUGUGACCUCUCUGGGGUCUGUUGGGCAAGAGAACAUGUGCUAUAGGCAAAUAUUAGAAGCUCUCAGACGCAAAGAAGGAAGAGACCAAGCGGAGCUAAAAAGUCACGAGAGAAACCAGUCAAAGGAUGGAAGCAGAAAGUUUUCUUUUCAGUGCGGCGAAAUUCAAGCCUUGGACAUUCCCAAAGGAAAAAGGGCAAAGGGUUUUGGGAAAAGUGUGAAAACAUUCAGAGAAAAAUUAGAUUUAAAUGACCAUGAUCACACUACAGACGAAGAGGAUCAGAACAGGGAAGAUGAAAAAAGUUACAGCUGGACUUUCAUUCUUUCUUUGCGGGAUAGAAUCAACAUGGGGGAGAAACCCUACAAAUGUCGAGAGUGUGGGAAGAACUUCCGGAGCAGCAGCCAGGUUACUUCCCACAGGAGGAUCCACACGGGGGAGAAACCCUAUAAGUGCCUGGAGUGUGGGAAGAGCUUCACCUGGAGCAACGACCUGACCUGCCAUAAAAGGAUCCACACGGGGGAAAAACUCUACAAGUGUUCUGAGUGCGGGAGGAGCUUCAGGAGGAACAGCCAGCUUGCUUACCAUAAAAGACUCCACGCGGGAGAAAAACCGUACAAGUGCAUGGAGUGUGGAAAGAACUUCCUGUGGAGCUAUCAGCUUACUUCCCACAAAAUGAUCCACACAGGAGAGAAACCCUAUAAAUGCCCGGAGUGUGGGAAGAGCUUCAGGAGGAGCAGCGAACUGACUUCCCACAGAAGGAUCCACACUGGUGAGAGGCCUUAUAAAUGUAUGGAGUGUGGAAGGGGCUUCAGGGGAAGCAGUGAACUGACCUCCCACAGGAGGGUCCACACAGGAGAAAAACCUUAUAAAUGCGUAGAAUGCGGGAGGACCUUCAGGAGGAAUAGCCAGCUUACUUACCAUAAAAGACUGCACUCGGGAGAGAAACCAUACAAAUGUAUGGAGUGCGGAAAGAACUUCUUCUGGAGCUAUCAGCUCGCUUCUCAUAAAAUGAUCCACACGGGAGAGAAGCCAUAUAAAUGCCUGGUGUGUGGGAAAAGCUUCAGAGGCAGCCGUGAGCUUUCUUCCCAUAAAAGGAUCCACGCAUUGGAAGAAUUACACAAAUGUUUGGAAUGUGGAAAGGCCUUCAGGAGCAGCGCUGAGCUCACUUCCCAUAGCAAAAUCCACCCAGGGGAGAGACCGUACACAUGUACAGAGUGCGGGAAAAGCUUCUCUUGGAAUUCUCAGCUUACUUCCCACAAAAGGAUUCACUCUGGUGAGAAUCCGUAUGAAUGUGCAGAGUGUGGGGAAAGUUUCGGGGAAAGUAGUGAACUUAUUUCCCAUAAAAGGAUCCACUUAGACGAGAGACCGUAUAAAUGUAUGAAAUGCUCAAAGAGCUUCAGAAGGAACAGCCAGCUUGCCUGCCAUAAGAGAAUCCACACAGGGGAAAAGCCAUUUAAGUGUGCAGAAUGCGGGAAAAGCUUCCGUCAAAACAGCCACCUCCUUUCCCAUAAAAACAUCCAUACGGGGGAGAAGCACUAUCAAUGCAUGGAAUGUGGGAAGACCUUCAAGAGGAGCAGUGAACUCACUUCCCAUGAAAGGAUCCACAUGGGGGAGAAGCCAUAGGAAUGAAUGGGUGUUUAGCAAGAGCAGCACCCUUGCUUCACAUGAAGGAUUCAGCCGGGGGGGGGGGGGGACCCUUAUAAAUGUGUGGACUGCAGGGAGAGCUUCAGUGAAACAGGCGGCUUCCUUCCCAUGCAAACAUCCACUCUAGUGGGAUUUCCUAGACUGGACUUAUCUGAUUCUGUUUAUGUACACCUUGUCUUUUUGGUAUGAACAAAAAAUAAUAAUUAUCUGAGUCAGGAAUCCUGGCUGUCUUAAGCCUGAUUUUUGCUAAAACCUGAAACCUACACCCACAAGAGAGAAGGAAUUUACUGGGGAAGAUUUCUAACAAAAGGGGUAGCCAGUUUAUAUAAGAUGAAUCGGCUUUGGAUGGGCUUUUGCCAUGUUAAUGUGUAAACACUGUUGCAAACCCCCCC
Messenger RNA from Thamnophis elegans (Western terrestrial garter snake), 3991 nucleotides. RefSeq names its product zinc finger protein 85-like. Gene Ontology annotation, molecular function: DNA-binding transcription repressor activity, RNA polymerase II-specific. The coding region runs from base 213 to 3578 and encodes 1121 amino acids. Gene Ontology annotation, biological process: negative regulation of transcription by RNA polymerase II. The transcript has 5 exons. Lineage: Eukaryota; Metazoa; Chordata; Lepidosauria; Squamata; Natricidae. The record is from RefSeq and is a predicted model, not a curated record.